AGGCGCCCUGUUUUCAGUUGGACGCAAGAGCCAAGCUGCUACGCGCCCUAACCCAGAACAACAGCCCUGUUUUCAGAUUUCCCCAUUCCACCGGUUCAUUCAUUCAUUCGUGAAUUCCUAGACUGGCGUGGUGCAAUUCAUUCGUGAAAAACGUGGCACUGGCCACUGUGUGAAGUUCAACUCGGUCUGUGACAUGAAGAUGAUUUUGUAUUCAUAUUUCCGGAGUUCCUGCUCAUGGAGGGUCAGAAUAGCUCUGGCUGUGAAGGGGAUUGACUAUGAGUACCAUCCUGUGAAUCUCCUCAAAGGAGACCAAUUGGCUGAGGAUUAUGACAAAAUCAACCCCAUGAAACAAGUUCCUUCACUUCAAGUCAAUGGAAAAACCCUUACACAAUCAAUCAGCAUUUUGGAGUACUUGGAGGAGACCCAUCCGGAGCCGCCGCUGCUUCCCAAAGAACCCAUCGAGCGGGCAAAGGUCCGCGAAAUCUGCGAGCUGAUCGGCUCUGGGAUCCAGCCAGUGCAGAACCUGGCCGUGCUGAAGAAGGUGGCCGCUCUGGCCGGUGACGAGGCCAAAAAACAGUGGGGCCACGACGCCAUCGCGCGCGGCUUCCGAGCGCUGGAGCCGCUGCUGGCUGACUGCGCCGGCAGCUGCAGUGUCGGCGACAGCGUCACACUGGCCGACUGCUGCCUGGUGCCGCAGAUAUUCAACGCCAACAGAUUCGGUGUGGACAUGUCUCAGUUUCCCACCAUCAGCCGGGUGGGGGCACACCUCGACACUCUGGAGCCGUUCAAAGCGGCCCACCCCACCAAGCAGCCCGACUGCCCUGAGGAGCUCCGCUAACACUGCUCACACUGCCCUGUCGUCAGCGGAGAGCAAAGCUGAGGUGUCGGGGGCGCAUCUGGAGAGGCAAAGUGCAAUGCGAUUUUCCGUCCCGAGAGAAAGUGCCAUUUUUUUGUACUUAGCCAGAUCUAAACGUUAGAACUGUUGAAUUUGUAGCCAGACGUGCCAUAUAUAUUUUCGAUUAAGUGCUCGGUGACUGGUGCCAACUUAAACAGCGUGUAUGCUGCACUGAUCGGCGAUUCCGAUCGGCUGUGCUUUGGUGUUGCGGUGUUUGCAUCAAUACUGAUCCGAUAAUACUCGUUUGUGCAAUUUAUUUUGGAGAAACCCGCGGGCGUAAUUUUGCGAAUUUUAUACUUCGUUUAUAAUAAACGGUGAAGGGAA
Amphibalanus amphitrite is the source of this 1219-nucleotide messenger RNA. Its product is annotated as maleylacetoacetate isomerase-like. Gene Ontology annotation, molecular function: glutathione transferase activity; maleylacetoacetate isomerase activity. Bases 194 to 838 code for a protein of 214 amino acids. NCBI's taxonomy places the organism in Eukaryota, Metazoa, Arthropoda, Thecostraca, Balanomorpha, Balanidae. The record is from RefSeq and is a predicted model, not a curated record. Gene Ontology annotation, biological process: glutathione metabolic process; L-phenylalanine catabolic process. Gene Ontology annotation, cellular component: cytoplasm; mitochondrion. The transcript is spliced from 7 exons.